Messenger RNA from Mugil cephalus (flathead mullet), 3391 nucleotides. Its product is annotated as ADP-ribosylation factor-binding protein GGA1-like. Gene Ontology annotation, cellular component: trans-Golgi network. Bases 572 to 2551 code for a protein of 659 amino acids. The transcript has 17 exons. Gene Ontology annotation, biological process: intracellular protein transport; vesicle-mediated transport. Lineage: Eukaryota; Metazoa; Chordata; Actinopteri; Mugiliformes; Mugilidae. The record is from RefSeq and is a predicted model, not a curated record. Gene Ontology annotation, molecular function: ubiquitin binding; small GTPase binding; phosphatidylinositol binding.
AUUUCUAUACAUCUUUUUACAGAAUUAUAACAGAAUUAUUAAUUAUCUAAGAAAUAAAUAAGUGAGUUAUAUGAACAUAAGUACAAUUAACAACAAAAAAGAAAACACACAAGUGGUCAAUCAGGAAUUAACAUACAUAAGAUAAGAUGUAGGGCUUUCUGCAUUUUACAACAUUUAAUAUAUCUUUUAGAUUAUAUUAUCUCAUUUAUGGGUGUUUUUCAGAAAUCGGCAUUUAUGCAUAAAUUAUAAAAUAAUUAAAUUGUUAUUUCUUAUACAUUUAGCAACUCAGCUUCCGGUAUUGUUCUGCGUCCGCAUUUGAUGACGUUUGAGCAUAGAAAUUAAUGCUUUACUACCUAAUUUGUGAGAAUAAAAUCUCGUUAAAUGUUUGUUUUCAUCAUUUAUUUCACAUAUAAAGCUUAAAAGAUUAAUGUUAACUAACUUUGACUGUAGCUGUUGUUUAGAAUUCUAUGAUAUUCUAUUUAUAAUGUGAUCUACUCCAGUUCUAUGUUUUUCUCUACGUGGUCCCUACGCUACUCUCGCGAGAUCGAGGCGCCUGUUAAAUCUCGUAGUCAUGGCUGCGCCGCCGGAAGUGGAGAGUUUGGAGUCUCGUAUCAACAGAGCAACAAAUCCGCUCAACAGAGACACAGACUGGAGCAGCAUCCACGCCUUCUGCGACCAGCUCAACAAUGACCUGGAGGGACCCCAGCUGGCCACCAGGCUCCUGGCCCAUAAGAUCCAGUCUCCACAAGAAUGGGAGGCCAUGCAGGCGCUACUGGUUCUGGAGACCUGUGUGAAAAACUGCGGGAAGAGGUUUCACAGCGAAGUGGGCAAAUUCCGAUUUCUCAAUGAACUCAUCAAAGUGGUUUCUCCAAAGUACCUGGGCUCUCGGUCCCCGGAGCCAGUGAAGAAGAAGGUUUUGGAGCUGAUCUACAGCUGGACUCUGGGUCUUCCUGACGAGGCCAAGAUCUCAGAUGCUUAUCAGAUGCUGAAGAAGCAAGGGAUCAUUAAACAAGACCCGGAGCUGCCACCCGACAAACUGCUGAACCUCCCUCCACCCAGACCCAAGAACGCCAUUUUCGAGGAUGAGGAGAAGUCAAAAAUGUUGUCACGCCUGUUGAACAGCUCACACCCCGAGGACCUGAAGGCAGCCAACAAACUCAUCAAGGAAAUGGUCCAAGAGGACCAGAGGCGAGCGGAGAAAGUGUCCAAACGAGUGAACGCCAUCCAGGAGGUGAAGGAGAGCGUCGCUCUGCUGACUCAGCUUCUGCAGGACUACGACAGCACGGCGGUGGAUCAGAGCAACGCUGAGCUGCUACAGGAUCUGUACCAGCGCUGUGAGAAAAUGAGGCCCACUCUGUUCAGGCUGGCGAGUGACACCGAGGACAACGACGAGGCUCUGGCUGAGAUCCUGCAGGCCAACGACAGCCUGACUCAAGUCAUCAACCAGUACAAGCAGCAGGUGAAGGGAGAGGUCGUCAACGGGAACAACGCAUUAAACUCACAGAAACAAACCGGGGGAGGAACGGCGCUGCUGGACCUCUCAGGGUUGGACACGUCCCCCCAGUCGCCUCCAUCCUUCCCAGAGUUCCCCACGCCGACUGACAGCCUCAACGCCCCCUCGCAGGAGAUGGGGAUUAGUCUCCUUGACGACGAGCUCAUGUCACUCGGUCUAAGUGAAGGAACACACGCCUCCAACCCUGCGUCCCAGCCUGAGGACUCCACAGCCUGGGACUCCUUCCAGUCCUCUGAAAGCACAGACGCAGACAACCCUUCAGCGCCUGGUCUCCUCCUGAGUCCGGACCCGGCUUCACUCCCCCAGACCCUGUCCUCCGGCUCCACCCCCGGGAACUCGGCCCUGGACGAGCUGGACCUCCUGGGAAAGACACUGCUGCAGCAGUCCCUUCCUCCAGAGGGUCUGCAGGUCAAAUGGGACAAACAUCAGUCUAAACCGACUCUGAGGGACCUCCAGAGUAAAUCUGGAGUCAACGCUACCCCACAUCCCAUUCCAUCUUUCACCCAUGAACCUCCUGCACCUCUCCUCAACUCUCAGCCCGGCCUCGGAGCGACGCUGCUGGAUGCGCCUCCUUCUCACGUGGAGGCUGCUCCUGCAGAAGUCACCCUGACCGAUGUCUUCGUCCCUCUAGAAUCCAUUAGACCCAGUAGUCUCUUACCUGUCACCGUGUUCGAUGGACACAGUCUGCGGGUCCUCUUCCACUUUGCUCGUGACUCGCCUCCGUCUCGACCCGAUGUCCUGGUGGUGAUCAUCUCCAUGCUGUCCUCGGCCCCCGUCCCCGUCACCAACAUAAACUUCCAGACCACGGCUCCACAGUCUAUGGCCGUGAAGCUGCAGCCCCCAUCAGGAACAGAGCUGCCAGCUUUCAACCCCAUCCUCCCCCCUGCUGCUGUCACUCAGAUCCUGCUGCUAGCCAACCCAAACAAGGAGAAAGUCCAGCUUCAGUACAGACUAACCUUCACCAUGGGGGAGCAGGAGCACAGCGAGAGUGGAGGUCUAGAACAGUUCCCUCCCCCGGAGAAGUGGGGGAACCUAUAGCAUUUAACAACAAGCUCCACAGACUCUGACCUUGUUCCCCGACCAACUCAACACUCGACAUAAACCAGUUUUCCCUUCUUCUUCUUCUCCUUUUUUUUUUUGCAAUCACAAUGUACUUUCUGAUUCUUUUUCUUUUCCGUGCGCUUCGUUCUGAUCGAGUCCCGCGUGUCCGACAUCUACAGAGGAACGACAACUUCGUCAGGACACGGCGCCACGUAGACAAACAACAAGGCUCAUGAUUAAUCAACUCUUUGUGGUGUCGGUUUAUUUUCUGAUUAAUCUUUCAUCGAGACGACUGUGUGCACUUUUUCUCUUUUUGUUUUUUUUGGAUUGUUUUGAUGUUUUCUCGCCCUUUUUAAUCUGGUGUAAAGAACAAAACGUAGCUGUAACAUCAGAGCCGUGUACUUUCCCGCCACAUGUGCCUAUUUUGCAGUUCUAACAUUAUUUAAAGUUUAGCGAAAGGUCGUCUUCAUCCGUCGUUUGUUCGUCGUAGUAGAGAAAAUGGGACUUCUUUAGUACGGUUUUCACUAAAUAAAUCUUUAGCGCUAAGUUUAUCUUGAAGUAUUGAGUGAUGCAAACGGAGCCGCCAUUUUGGGGGAGUGUUUCAACCAACGGAUGGGGAGGGGGGGAUGCAACUGGAUGGUCCUACAACCAAUCAGCAACGUUAGAUCUUUGCAGGAGCAUCAAGAGACUCCAGACCACAAACGUUUUUGAGUGAAUCACAUUCCCCAACGAGACUGAAAUCAUCGGCAACUCUUCUGUACAUUUGACUUGUGCAACAGCAUAAACACUGGUAAAAAUAUUCCAAAUGGGUUAUAAUAAAGUUUGUUUUUUUUCUUC